AUGUACGUCCAAGGUGUUGAUGACGCUACAUGGUGUAAGAACUUUCCGGCCACAUUGAAGGGAGUGGUGCAGAAGUGGUUCAACAAUUUACCUCCUAACUCAGUGAACAAUUUCACUGAGCUUAGUAUCUUGUUUACCAGCCAUUUUGUGGCAAACUGUCAAGAGUAUAAAGCAAGCAUGCAUUUAGGAAAGGUAGUUCAAGGGCCUAAAGAAGCCCUAAGGAGUUAUGUGAAGCGGUUCAAUUUGGAAGCAUUGCAGAUUCAGGAUCUGAAUGCUGGAGUGGCGUUUGACGCCUUCAUCCGAGGUCUAAGACCUGACAGCUUUAAGUUUGAUUUAGUGAAGAAGAAGAUAACAACUUUAACAGAGGCUCUUAAAGAGGCUGAAGCUUUUAUCCAUGCCACGGAGGUUUUAGCAGAAGCAAAGCAGCCAGAGGCGAAGAAAAUUGAAGAGGCUCUAUUCAGCCAAAAAAGAGUCUUCCCAAGAAAGCUGAAACUUCGGCUAUGA
Molecule: messenger RNA, 504 nt
Organism: Beta vulgaris subsp. vulgaris (sugar beet)
Lineage: Eukaryota; Viridiplantae; Streptophyta; Magnoliopsida; Caryophyllales; Amaranthaceae
Exons: 1
Coding region: 1-504 (167 amino acids)
Source: RefSeq, a predicted model, not a curated record